Molecule: messenger RNA, 486 nt
Organism: Pochonia chlamydosporia 170
Lineage: Eukaryota; Fungi; Ascomycota; Sordariomycetes; Hypocreales; Clavicipitaceae
Exons: 2
Coding region: 1-486 (161 amino acids)
Source: RefSeq, a predicted model, not a curated record
AUGCGUCUUUUCGCUCUCGUUCUGGCCCUUUGUGCAACUGCACUGGCUGCCCAAGUGAAUCUGUAUAGAGCCUGGAGCCCAAAAGCCACUGACCACUUCUACACUGCCAAUUACGCCGAGUACCUCAACGCCGUCAACAAACUUGGGUAUAACCGCGAGGGAGUCGCAUGCCGCAUCCACAACAAGCAGGAGCGUCACACUGUGCCACUCUACCGAGCGUGGUCUCCUUCCGCGACCGAUCACUUCUACACGACUAACAAGGCUGAGUGGGACAACGCCGUCAGAAACCUUGGGUACAAGGCCGAAGGAAUUACUGGCUAUAUCUACCCCAAGGAUCAGGCCCACAAGACUAUUCCCCUCUACCGAGCGUGGUCUCCUUCUGCAAGGGAUCACUUCUACACGACCAACAAGGCCGAGUGGGAGAACGCCGUCAGACGCCUGGGAUACCAGGCGGAGGGAAUUACUGGCUAUGUAUUCCCGAAAUAG